This is a messenger RNA of Fragaria vesca subsp. vesca, 1191 nucleotides long. RefSeq names its product probable rhamnose biosynthetic enzyme 1-like. Gene Ontology annotation, cellular component: methionine adenosyltransferase complex. Lineage: Eukaryota; Viridiplantae; Streptophyta; Magnoliopsida; Rosales; Rosaceae. Gene Ontology annotation, biological process: S-adenosylmethionine biosynthetic process. Gene Ontology annotation, molecular function: methionine adenosyltransferase regulator activity. Bases 53 to 955 code for a protein of 300 amino acids. The record is from RefSeq and is a predicted model, not a curated record. The transcript is spliced from 2 exons.
ACUCUCUCCAUUUCCAUUUCUCUCCCCAUCUUUUUAGAUCCAAAUCUCCCACAUGGGUUUUCCGGCCAACGGCGCCACCGCCGAUCAACACCUCAAGUUCUUGAUCUACGGCAAGACCGGCUGGAUUGGCGGCCUCCUCGGCAAGAUAUGCCAAUCCCAGAGCAUUAGCUACGAGUACGGCUCCGGCCGCCUCGAGAACCGCUCCUCCCUCGAAGCCGACCUCGCCGCCGUCAAGCCCACCCACGUCUUCAACGCCGCCGGCGUCACCGGCCGCCCCAACGUCGACUGGUGCGAGUCCCACAAGGUGGAGACCAUCCGCGCCAACGUUGUGGGGACGUUGACACUCGCCGACGUCUGCCGUGAACGCGGCCUUGUGCUCAUUAACUACGCCACAGGGUGCAUUUUCGAGUACGACCAGGCUCACCCUGAAGGCUCCGGCAUCGGCUUCAAGGAGGAGGACACCCCCAACUUCAUCGGAUCUUUCUAUUCCAAGACCAAGGCCAUGGUGGAAGAUCUGCUCAAGAAUUACGAGAAUGUGUGUACUCUACGCGUUAGAAUGCCCAUUUCAUCCGACUUGCAGAACCCGCGAAACUUCAUCACCAAGAUUGCGCGAUAUGAUAAGGUGGUCAACAUUCCAAACUCCAUGACAAUCUUGGACGAGCUACUCCCCAUUUCGGUGGAGAUGGCAAAGAGGAAUCUCACCGGAAUCUGGAACUUCACCAACCCCGGAGUGGUCAGCCACAAUGAGAUCUUGGAGAUGUACAAGCAAUACAUUGACCCCAGCUACACCUGGAAGAACUUCAAUCUUGAGGAGCAGGCAAAGGUGAUUGUUGCUCCGAGGAGCAACAAUGAACUCGAUGCUUCAAAAUUGAAGAAAGAGUUCCCUGAGCUCUUGUCCAUCAAGGAGUCUCUCAUCAAGAAUGUGUUCAAGCCAAACCAAAAGACUGCUGCUUAGGUUUGAAAGUUUUGGUUUCUUUGUUGCUAUUCAUUGGAUUGAGGGUCCAUAUGUGUGGGCAAAUGCCAUCUCUCCACUAUACAUCCCCCUUCCCCCAGCUUGCAUGCAGAUGGCAUGCAUCUCUGCCUUGUUUGUAUUUGAAUGUUGUAUUCGAGAUAUGUAACUGAAAAAGAACAAAAAUUUGUUGAUCUUUGAAAUAACUUGAUCAGUUAAUAAAGUAGUUUGAAGUUUAUCAA